Molecule: messenger RNA, 1216 nt
Organism: Asparagus officinalis (garden asparagus)
Lineage: Eukaryota; Viridiplantae; Streptophyta; Magnoliopsida; Asparagales; Asparagaceae
Product: 8-hydroxygeraniol dehydrogenase-like
Exons: 5
Coding region: 27-1085 (352 amino acids)
Biological process (GO): lignin biosynthetic process
Molecular function (GO): zinc ion binding; cinnamyl-alcohol dehydrogenase activity
Source: RefSeq, a predicted model, not a curated record
UCACCGGUUGAGGGAGAGAAGGAGAGAUGGCGGAGUUUUCGCAAGCAGCAGUAGGAUGGGCAGCGAGAGACGACAGCGGAGUCCUUUCUCCCUUCAACUUCUCACUCAGAGAAGCCCGCGGUGACGAUAUCAUCUUGAGAGUACUAUACUGCGGAAUAUGUCACAGCGAUCUCUCAACCAUCAAGAACGAAUGGGGAAGUGCUCGGUACCCCCUCAUCCCAGGUCAUGAGAUUGUAGGCACGGUAAUUAAAGCAGGACCCGGCGUCCGAAAAUUCAGAAUCAACGACAAGGUUGGCGUGGGUUACAUGGCCGACUCCUGCCUCGACUGCGACAGCUGCAACCAAGACGCGGAGAACUACUGCGCGAAACUCGUUCGCUCGUUCAACUCGAAAUACACCGACGGGUCAACAAUCUACGGAGGGUUCUCAAACUUUGUCAUCGUCAAGGAGCAUUUCGGCGUCAGGAUUCCCGAGGGUUUACCCCUGGAAAGAGCUGCUCCUUUGAUGUGUGCAGGGACAACGGUUUAUUCACCGAUGAGGUAUUUUGGGUUCAACGAGGCCGGAAAGCAUUUGGGUGUGGUCGGGCUCGGUGGACUGGGACACUUGGCUGUGAAGUUUGCGAAGGCUUUUGGAAUGAGAGUUACUGUGAUUAGUACGAGUCCGAGCAAGGAAAAGGAAGCAACUGAGGUUUUGGGGGCUGAUUCAUUUUUGCUCAGUAGUGUUCCUGAGCAGCUGAAGGCAUUUACUAGCACCAUGGACGGCAUACUCGAUACAACGUCCGCUAUUCAUCAGCUCCCACCAUUAUUUUCUUUGCUAAAAGUGCGCGGGAAAUUAAUUCUGCUUGGUGGUGCAAGCAAGCCACUAGAAUUACCAGCUUUCUCCAUAAUUCAAGGUGGGAAAAUUUUAGCUGGAAGCUGUAUUGGUGGAAUCAAGGAGACACAGGAGAUGAUAGAUUUUGCUGCCAUGCACAAUAUAACUGCUGACGUGGAGGUGAUUGGAAUAGAUUAUGUGAACAAAGCUAUGGAGAGGCUUGAUAAAGGAGAUAUUAGAUAUCGGUUUGUUAUUGACGUGGCAAACACAAUCUGAGGAUCAAUAUGACUUGUUAUGUUUGUGAGAAAUAAAUUUGUUCUGAUGUUUUAAACUUGGAGUAUUUAGAUUCGAUAUCGUGAGAGUUUUUGCUCAAAUAAUGCACUAAAAUUGGUACGCGGGGAUGGAGU